AUGUCACAAACUCCUCCAAAAAGAAAAUUACCUGAACAAAAAUCUGCGUUAGACGUUGCAGUUAAUCAGCUUGUCCGAGCUUCAGUAGGUGGUAACGUACCUUCUACACUUCCCGAUGAGGAUUUAGACAAGUAUAUUGCUGACUUGGUUUUAAAAGAAGCAUCUGCAAAGAAUAAAAUGUAUAAUAAAGAAGGUAUUAGAGCAUAUUUGCCACAUACCGGGACUCCACCAUGUAACCUCCCAAAGACUAAUAAAAGGUUUUUAAUUAAUGUGGUGAAAAAUGUGGAUCAUCAUAAUCAGGCUUUACUUAGGAAGAUAGAAGAAGAAGCUGCCGCUCGUAGGAUUGCUUUAAGACGAAAAGUUUCAUCACGUCAACGCGAUUCUUAUAGUAGAGAUUCUAAAACUAGUAAGUUAUCUAGAGAUCACGAUCGAUAUUAUAGCGAUGAUGAGAUUGAUUCUGACUCGGAUUCAUCAUCCAGCGAAAGAGGUCGAAAGAUAAGUCGUAGCAGGAGAUAUUCCUCCCGAAGCCCAAGUUAUGAUAAUAGAAAAUCAUCGUCUUCGAGAAAAAAAUCAAGUCGACGUUCCGUUAGUCCAGUUUCGUCCUCUUCCUCCUCAUACUUUCAUAAGAAAUCAUCUGUAUUAGAUAAAGAUGGUUUUAAUUCAAGGUUUGUCACAUCACGAGAAGAACUAUCAACAGAUUCGCCGAAGAAUAAACCCACAUCAGAAACAAACGUUGUUAGAAAAAAAGGACGUGGAGAAGUUAGUAAUGGGUCAAAAAUGGAUAAAUAUUUUAGAAAGGAUUAUGAUCCGAUGUUUGAUAUUGAACCAUUUAUUGGAGAAACUAAUUGGUAUAAUUAUCAAAGAUUUGAACAAAUUAAAUCCAAGAAAAAGCGAAGACGAGGUUCUGACAAUGAAAUGUCUUCUAGUUCAAAUGAAGACAAUGUUGAGACUAAUAUAAAAAUACGUCGGAAAAAUGAUGAUAACAAUCACAAGUCUAUAGUUUAUGAAUCGGUUCGCGAAUGGGAUAAACCAAAAUUAAGAAUGGGAGGCCGUAGAAAGAAUGUUAAAAAAGGAUUUCAAUUCACUCUUAUGGUUGUCGGCGCAUCAGGUACCGGCCGCACUACUUUUGUCAACACUCUUUGUGGCAGUGAAGUUUUAUCCAAAAAAUUAUGCGAUAACCCGGAUACUGCACAUAUAGAAGAAGGCAUUCGCAUUAAACCUGUCACAGUUGAGUUGGAAGAAGAUGGAGUUAGGAUUGCCCUAACAAUUGUAGAUACUCCCGGAUUUGGAGAUAAUAUUGACAAUGAAUUUUGUUUUCAAGAAAUUAUGGGAUAUCUUGAAAGGCAAUAUGAUGAUAUCUUGGCUGAAGAAUCCCGUAUUAAACGUAAUCCAAGAUUCAGAGACAAUCGUGUUCACUCCCUUCUUUACUUCAUCACCCCAACAGGUCAUUCCCUUCGUGAGAUUGACAUUGAAUUGAUGAAGCGACUAAGUCCGCGUGUCAAUGUGAUUCCUGUCAUUGGAAAGGCUGAUACUUGUACACCGACAGAAUUGGUUCAAUUCAAAAAGAGAAUAAUGGAGGAUAUUGAACAUCAUAACAUCCCAAUUUAUAAUUUCCCAUUCGAUGUAGAAGAAGAUGACGAAGAAACUGUUGAAGAAAAUAGUGAAUUACGAGCACUUUUGCCCUUUGCCAUCAUUGGCAGUGAGGAAGAAAUUAUGGUAAACGGAAGAAAUGUACGCGGUCGUCAGUACCCGUGGGGUGUCGUUGAAGUUGAUAACCCGCAACAUUCGGAUUUUGCAAGAUUGCGAUCAGCUCUAUUAAGCUCUCAUUUGCAAGACUUAAAAGAGAUUACUCAUGACUUCUUGUAUGAAAACUACCGUACUGAGAAACUUAGCAGAAGCGCUGAUGUUCCUGUCGAGGACUCCAGUAUCUUACCAGAAGAUCAUGCUACUCAAAGUGUACGAUUGAAGGAAGAACAAUUGAAACGUGAAGAAGAGAAGUUGAGAGAAAUUGAAUUGAAAGUUCAACGUGAAAUUACUGAAAAGAGACAAGAACUCUUGGCCAAAGAAGAAGCCUUAAGAAAUUUGGAAGCACGAACUUCCACUAAUGAAUCGUGUUUAACUCCUACUAUUAAUUCAAUCGAAUCUGUCAAAAAAGACAUCAUAUUCUGA
This is a messenger RNA of Funneliformis geosporum, 2169 nucleotides long. The record is from the annotation of a GenBank genome assembly. Lineage: Eukaryota; Fungi; Glomeromycota; Glomeromycetes; Glomerales; Glomeraceae.